AUGCCUCUCCACGAAUAUGACUACCUCUUUGCCGUUGGCACAAUCUUUGCAUUUCUCGAUGCCUGGAACAUCGGCGCCAAUGAUGUCGCCAAUUCCUGGGCUUCAUCGGUCGCUUCCCGCUCGGUAUCCUACCUCGGCGCCAUGUGUCUAGCCGCAGUCAUGGAGUUCAGCGGCGCCGUCGGUGCGGGUGCCCGAGUGACGGAUACCAUCCGCACUAGGAUUAUCACGAUUGACGAAUUCUCCGAUAAUGCUCCCCUUCUGAUGCUGGGCAUGGUCUGUGCCGUCAUUGCCUCGUCGCUGUGCCUCACGAUGGCUACUAAGCUCGGUAUGCCGGUCUCCACGACACAUUCUCUGAUGGGCGGCAUCAUUGGUUUUGGCAUUGCUACGCACGGGACGGGUGGGGUUCGCUGGGUCGAGAAGGGCACUGGGCUUGCGGUUCUCAAUAGCGGCGUGGUGCAGGUUUUUAUGUCCUGGAUUCUUGCGCCAUUCCUGGCUGGCUUCUUCUCCGCUAUCAUCUUCACCAUCACGAAGUACCUCGUGCUACUCCGAGAGAACCCUGCGCUCAAGGGCCUAAUAUUCUUCCCGGCCUAUUUUGCCAUCACCGGGUCGUUGAUUGUUAUGCUUCUCGUUGCAAAAGGUGGGUCUCUCGAGAUACCAGAAAAACAAAUGCCCGGAAUUAUCGUUGGCGUGGGUCUCUCUCUAGGCGCGCUCGUGGCUAUUUUUCUUGUUCCUUGGCUCUACCAAACCGUCGUCAGGGAUGACCGGGAGCUCAAAUGGUACGACAUCCCCAGGGGCCCGUUCUUGCUCUGCCGCGGCGAAGUUCCUCCCCGUCCCGAAGGUUCCGCCGCCUUGCUCGACAGCGAAGAAGACCCUCGUACGAGUCUCACCCUCGGUCGGGAGAAGGCAUCGACCGAUACCGAAGCGGCACCACAAGAAGAAGAAGAAGAAGAAGAAGAAGAAGAAGAAGAAGACGAAGAAGACGAAGAAGACCACAAGCCGCCGCCCCGGAAGUCCCUAGUGGGACCGCGUCCUAGUGGACCGUGGCAUAGCAAGAAAGUGCUUUUCUGGGCGCUGAAGUGGGCAUUCCUACACGGUGUCGAUCAGGAUGUGGUCAACAUGCAGAACGAGAAGGAUGCCCUAAGUGGAAAUAUCGAGGAUAUGCACGCCCGCGCCGUCCAGUACGACGGCAAAGCGGAGCACCUUUUCAAAUAUCUGCAGAUCCUCACCGCGUCGACUGCUUCUUUUGCUCAUGGAGCCAAUGAUGUCUCCAAUGCCAUCGGACCAUACGCUACCAUUUUCCAAAUCUGGAACGAUGGCUUCCUUCAAAAUCACGUCCGUGUUCCGCUCUGGAUUCUCGUCUUUGGCGCCUUUGGAAUUGUUCUGGGCUUGUGGAAUUACGGCUUUAACCUAAUGAAGAACUUGGGCAACAAAAUAACUCUGCAAACCCCGUCGCGCGGCUUCUCGAUCGAAAUGGGGAGCGCCAUUACUGUCAUCGUGGCCACGCGAUUCGUCUGGGAAGCGCUUCCGGUCUCUACAACGCAAUGUAUAACUGGUGCGACCGUUGGCGUUGGCCUUUGCAACGGCGACUGGAGGGCGAUCAACUGGCGCAUGGUGGCCUGGAUCUACCUGGGCUGGUUCAUCACUCUCCCCACCGCUGCAACGAUAUCGGGCGGUCUCAUGGCAUUCAUAAUUAAUGCCCCUCCGAGGAAUUAG
Scedosporium apiospermum is the source of this 1713-nucleotide messenger RNA. RefSeq names its product Phosphate-repressible phosphate permease. The coding region runs from base 1 to 1713 and encodes 570 amino acids. NCBI's taxonomy places the organism in Eukaryota, Fungi, Ascomycota, Sordariomycetes, Microascales, Microascaceae. The record is from RefSeq and is a predicted model, not a curated record. Gene Ontology annotation, cellular component: membrane. Gene Ontology annotation, biological process: phosphate ion transmembrane transport. The transcript has 5 exons.